GAUCCCUCUUUCUCAUGUAUUUCCGCAGGUCACCCCAGUCAUUACAGCGCCCCCAGACCCCUUUUAGAGUCGACGAGGGACCCUGAGUCGCUUGAAGCUGGCAUCCCGUCUCUCCUGAGCCUGCCAAUGUUGCACUGCCCCCCCUCCCGUGGGCCCCCGGCGCCCCCGGCCCCUGGCAAGGUCCUCAUGCUGCACGGCUUGGAGCCCAGCCAGUUCAACUGUGAGCGAGUCUUCAACCUGCUCUGUGUCUUCGGCAACGUGGAGCUGGUGAAGUUUCUGAGGAAUAAGCCGGGCGUAGCUAUGGUCCAGAUGGGGGAUGAAUACGCAGUAGAAAGGGCUGUGAUGAAUCUCAACAACAGCGUGAUCUUCGACAGCAAGAUCGGAGCCUGCGUCUCCAAACAGCCUGAGAUCAUUCCGGGAAGGGCCUUCGAGCUGGAGGACGGCACGGGCAGUUUCAAGGACUUCUACAUGAGCAAAAACAACCGCUUUACCAGCCAGGAGAAGAGUGCCAAGAACCUGUUUCAACACCCCUCCCGCACCCUGCACUUCUUCAGCGCCCCACCAGAGGUCACUGCAGACAACUUCGAGGAGGUCUGUGAUUCACUGAAACUGCCCAGGUUCUGCUCUUGUAAGAUAUUCCCACCAAAACAUAAGAGCAGUUCUGGGCUGAUCGAGUGGGACUCCACCCCUAAAGCAAUGGAGGCCCUCGUGGUGCUGAACCACCAUCUGAUGAGACAAGCAGAUCAGAAAGUUCCUUACACCCUGCGGCUGUGCUUCUCCCACGCGGGCGACAGAGAGUAGAAGAAACGCUAGACAACGCAGACUGGAGGAGACACAUGGAAACGCAAAGUGGACAAGAGCUGUUCUCGGCACAGCGUUUUAGUGCGGUUCAGAGGACAGGCAGACAAUACAACAUGAACUCGAAACCAGGAGGAAGGCAGUCGGGGUGGAAACGCACUGAAAUGGAGCGACGGAAGCCAAGAAGGGUUUCGUUCUGCGCAAAUGAGAGCCAUGUUAUUUUUUAUAUAAAGAAUCUAGAUUAUUAGCUCGUUAUUUUGAGAGUCGCUAUUCAAUCACGCUGCACUGUACGCUGUUUAUUUUGUACACCCGCCCCUUCAAAAUAGCUUGUUAGGUUUUUUCCAAUAGCUUUGAUUUUUUUAACCUGUAAUCGCAUCAACAUCAGGGUCUACUGUGUAUAAUAUACGGGUUUGUGUUUUAUUUUUAGUACAUUUAAAAUUUAAAUAACUCCAUGCACAAUUCUGGAUAAAAAAUAAUUCAUUUAUUUAAAAUAUUUACAAUAGAUAUAUACAAAAACCAAGAAAACCCUGCCAAAAAAAUGUAUGGAGGCGUGUUCCGUUCGGAGGUAAGAGUGUCAGUCAUUUUGAUGGACAGUCAUGUGACCAGUUAGCCACGCCCAGUUAAAGCUGCAUUAACCUGGCUGGCCAUGUUUGGCUGUCUGUUCACUCCUGCCUCUUUCACUUGGUUUCAUUAAAAAAAAUGUUUUGAGUUAAA
Polyodon spathula (Mississippi paddlefish) is the source of this 1512-nucleotide messenger RNA. Its product is annotated as heterogeneous nuclear ribonucleoprotein L-like. The transcript has 6 exons. Gene Ontology annotation, biological process: regulation of RNA splicing. The record is from RefSeq and is a predicted model, not a curated record. Bases 127 to 801 code for a protein of 224 amino acids. NCBI's taxonomy places the organism in Eukaryota, Metazoa, Chordata, Actinopteri, Acipenseriformes, Polyodontidae. Gene Ontology annotation, cellular component: nucleus. Gene Ontology annotation, molecular function: mRNA binding.